AUGCAAGCCAGAGACGCCACAGGCCGACAGGUCUCCCUGCUAAAUGACGACUCAUACUCACGUCCCCUCACAUACCGGACCACCAGCCAAUAUCAGUCUACCAGAGGCAUUUCGCCCCCAUCUCACACUCCUGAGCUUAUGCGCUCAGAUUCCUACGACUCCAACACUAGCUACGACCCCGUGUCUCCCAUGACACCAGCUGUCUACGACUUUUCUCGAGCUCCCUAUGACGACUACCUAGCUGAGAAGCAGAGCACACUCAAGCGCCCUGCCUACGUGGACAGCAGCCGGUCCAAUUCUUUCCUUGACGAGGAUAGCUCCAACACGUCGUCAGUGCCGGACAGGACGGCCAAGCGUUAUCCGUGUCGUUACCGGGAUAGCCACGGCUGUGAGAAGACCUUCACCACUUCCGGCCAUGCCUCAAGACACUCCAAGAUCCACACAGCCGAGAAGGCUGUGCAGUGUACAUUCCCCGGAUGCCACAAGAAAUUCACGCGCGCCGACAACAUGAAGCAGCACUUGGAGACCCAUUUCAAGGACAAGUCCAGGUCCUCGGGGUCAACCAAGUCUUCCAAGUCUCUGGGCUCCUCGAAACGUGGCUCCAUAUCGUCACGGUCGACUACCUCCCAGGGCAGCAGCCAGGCAUCUCAAGACGUCACCAUGUGGGAUGCUGACCACUACGGCAUCGUUACCGAGGUCUCACAACUUCCAUCGCCCAGCGGUUGGGACAUGCGAGGACUCAGCCUCCCUAUCAUGAGCCGGCCGGGCGCCAUGCGAGCAAGCAGCGGGCUUGACGCCCUUGCAGCCAUCGCCUGCCAAGAAGGCAGCGCUUAA
Molecule: messenger RNA, 834 nt
Organism: Neoarthrinium moseri
Lineage: Eukaryota; Fungi; Ascomycota; Sordariomycetes; Amphisphaeriales; Apiosporaceae
Exons: 1
Coding region: 1-834 (277 amino acids)
Biological process (GO): regulation of transcription by RNA polymerase II
Molecular function (GO): RNA polymerase II cis-regulatory region sequence-specific DNA binding; DNA-binding transcription factor activity, RNA polymerase II-specific
Source: RefSeq, a predicted model, not a curated record